Choloepus didactylus (southern two-toed sloth) is the source of this 603-nucleotide messenger RNA. RefSeq names its product platelet factor 4-like. NCBI's taxonomy places the organism in Eukaryota, Metazoa, Chordata, Mammalia, Pilosa, Megalonychidae. Gene Ontology annotation, biological process: antimicrobial humoral immune response mediated by antimicrobial peptide; inflammatory response; neutrophil chemotaxis. Gene Ontology annotation, cellular component: extracellular region. The coding region runs from base 45 to 482 and encodes 145 amino acids. The transcript has 3 exons. Gene Ontology annotation, molecular function: chemokine activity; CXCR chemokine receptor binding. The record is from RefSeq and is a predicted model, not a curated record.
UCCCACCGCAGUACCACACCCUCCACCCCAGAUUUCCGGACUGGAUGGACAGGGGGCGGAUAAAACGGGCCUGGAGAGUCCCGAAAACCAUUCCCCUGUGGAGCGCCAGCCCGGACUUCUCCUGCUCGCUGGGAUCCUGCUGGAACCUCGGCAACAUGAGCCUCCGAGUGGGCGCCGGCGCCCUCCGCCUCCGACCCAGCCCCGGGCUGCUGCUCCUGGGGGUUUUGCUCCUGUCAGCCGGGCUCGCCUUCGCAGGCGCUGACCCUGAAGGAGAUGAUGAACCCCGGGACCUGCAGUGCCUGUGUGUUGCGACCACCUCCCAAGUCCAUCCAAAGAAGGUCAACAACCUGGAGGUGAUCAAAGCCGGGCCUCACUGCCCCAAGGUUCAAAUGAUAGCCACGCUGAAGAAUGGGCGGAAAAUUUGCCUAGACCCGCAGGCUCCUAUGUAUAAGAGAGUAAUCAAGAAACUUCUGGAGAGCUAGCUGCCUAGAUCUGGGCAUUUGCUACAUAACCUGCUUUCUUUUAUUCAUUUUGAUCUAAUUCUCAAUCUGCUGAUGUUUACAUUAGUCUUCAAAUCCUAAAUAAAUAAAUGAAAUAUAUCAA